Meira miltonrushii is the source of this 2670-nucleotide messenger RNA. RefSeq lists its product as uncharacterized. The transcript has a single exon. Gene Ontology annotation, biological process: mRNA processing; primary miRNA processing. Bases 178 to 2670 code for a protein of 830 amino acids. Gene Ontology annotation, cellular component: nuclear body. The record is from RefSeq and is a predicted model, not a curated record. NCBI's taxonomy places the organism in Eukaryota, Fungi, Basidiomycota, Exobasidiomycetes, Exobasidiales, Brachybasidiaceae.
CAUUCAAUUGAUUGGAUCGAUUGCAAUCAACAUUCAAGGUUCUACUCUUACAAGGCAAGCUGAUGCUGCUUUGUUGUUGCUCAUAGAAAGCAUUUCGGCCAAUCGGUUGAACGUAAGUACAUUCAACAAUCCAACCUCGCUUACCUUUACGUUUAUCAUCACGUUUACCGCUUCGAAAUGUCUCAUUAUGAUUCGUACGGCUAUGAUCGAAGCGAUCGACUUUUUGAUGAACGAGAUCCAUACGGUGGAGCAGCCGUUGGUUAUGCAGAUCGUGGAAUAAAGAGACAACGUUCUCAUACUCCUGCAUAUGAUGAUGUAUAUCAUGGCAGCAGUGAAAGAGAAUGGGAACACAAACGAAGGAGAUCAAGAGAAGGCGAUUGGGGUUCAACAGCAGAACGAUCACCCGAACGUGGUCGAAGGUCUUGGAAUGAACUUGAUCCCGAAGAGAAGGAAAGAGAAUGGAGAAUGUACGAACGUGAACGUGAUGUCGAAAAAGAAUGGGAUCGAUAUUAUGCAGGCCGUGGUGCAGCUGAAGAAAGAGACCCGCGAUCACGGUCUCAUCGAGAGGGACGACAUACACCUGAAGACGAAUUUCGAAGUGCAGAGGACAGUCUUACAAGGGAAAACGGAGCUGGUGGUCGUUCGACACGUCCAACGGAUUCAUUGAAAGACCCAAUGGAUUCUCGAACCAUUCUCACAUUCAAGCGGUAUGCCCAACUCCUACGAGAAAAUGGCAAAGAACCUGCUGCAAGCUCAAAUUCGAUGGAAGCCACACAGAUUCUGUAUGAAAAAUACCAAGAAUAUCGCAAGGCAUUUCAACGUCGAGCAAUGGAACAAUUCUUUGAGGCACAAAAGAAUGCACCUUGGUUCAGGGAAAAGUUCGGAAUCUGGCCAGAAGAAGAAGAAGCGAGAGCUGCACGUAGAAGGCAAGGCAGAAGCGGGAAACGAAAGGCGUGGCUGAACGAUCUUCGUUCUGGAGCGUUGGAUAAGAUUAAUUUUGACGUCAUUGAAACCCGAGAGCCUAGAAAAGGUCAAGUUGACUCACACAGUACUCAGAGCAAAUACCUCGUUGCAACGAAUCAAGCAGGAGAGAGGGAGGAAAUUGAUGAUGCCGAAUCUGCUGUCCUUCCACCCGAAUCUAAUCAACUCCUCAUUCGAUCCAUACCUUCUGAGAUUGGAAGAUCAUCUAUCGAGGAAGCGCUCAAAGGAGAAGAAGGAUUUCAGCAUCUUGCACUUGGUGAGCCUCAUCCACUCAAGCGAUACGGUCGAGUAGGUUGUGCAGUAUUUGAGCACCAAAGUGCUGAUACGAUGCUCGAUAUUGCGUCCCGCUUGAGCCAAACGACCAUCGAAGGUCAAAGACUUACGUUCGAAUUGGCAAAUCGCCCAGCCCAGGUCAAAUUACGAAUUGCACCAGAGUAUGCAUGCUCUUUACCAAGACUUCUACACGAUCUCAAUCAAGCCCGCAAAGCGCUUCAACUUUUUGAGAGCGAUGAUCGCGAAGAAGCACGGAAAGCGAAUGGUUCUGCAGCCUUGACAGAAGAGGAAAUUGACUUGGAUGCAUCAGAUGCUUCCGAGAUCGAGCAGCGAGCUUUGCACGUCACAUUUCCUGACGGUGCCAAUGCAGAAGGGAUGAGAGGGUGGCUAUCGAGUAUCUUGGAUCUCAAAUCCGGACAAGGUGAGGGAACGAGUACUGCCGAGAACGAUAAUGCGAUCAAUAAGGCCCUUUUGGGAGAAGAUGAGGAAGGAAGUGAAGCAAUUUUGACGAAGCAGGAAUUGCUACGAAAGAAUCUCGAUCUUUGUAUCGAUCUUUUGCGAAAGGUGUACAAUUGCGAUUAUUAUUCUUCCACUGUUUCUGAUUUUCCCGAAGAAUUGGCAAGAAGGGUACCUCGUUGCUUACGAUACAAUUGCGCAAAGCCUAUGACCCAUCUCUCGGCGAUUGCAGAGAAAGCCAAGUUGUGGGCAAGCAAUGUUGACACCAAACAUGAAUUGCUCAUGCGACCGGACGACAGUGAAAUUAGCAAGUAUGGUGGAAUAGAUAUCAAGGCCAUGCUGAUUGAUCUUGCAGCACCUUAUUCUCGUCAAGACGAAGCGGAAAAGCAUAGAUGUAUUGUCAAGGUGAAUGGGGAAGAGUGCGGUAAACCUUUCAAAGCGCAAAUUUUCGUUCAAAAGCAUGUUACCAAUAAACACAAAGAAUGGUUCAAUGAACUUAUGACCGAAAAGAUUGAUGAUGCACGAUUUUACAACAAUUACGUGCGAGAUCCGCAAAGGCCAAUGCCGGUUGUUCAACCGCCUGAACGAAAUGGCGGUACAGCAGCUGCAGCCCAAUCAUCUUUGGGAUCUAGAUUGGGAGGGUAUGAUAAUAGCAAUCCUGCACAGGUGAGCGCAAGUGGAAAUGGCUAUUAUGGAUCGGGAAACCUUGUACGUUUGGGUUUGUCAAGUGCAGCUGCCGGUGCCGGUGAUUAUGCUCGUGAUCGAUUUGGCGAUUCGACUCUUGGCGGUGGUUCAUUGCGAAUGGGUGCAAUCACUUCCGAUCCUUCUUCCGUACCAAGCGCUGGCAUGAGUGUCAGUCGUGCCCAGCUUGAUCCCCGUGCAUCAAUGGCACCCAAGAGCUACCGAGAUUUGGAUGCUGGUGUUCCUUCUGGUGCAGCCGAGACUGAGUUGGAGUACUGA